Molecule: messenger RNA, 1456 nt
Organism: Solanum pennellii
Lineage: Eukaryota; Viridiplantae; Streptophyta; Magnoliopsida; Solanales; Solanaceae
Product: putative F-box protein At1g19160
Exons: 2
Coding region: 82-1323 (413 amino acids)
Molecular function (GO): protein binding
Source: RefSeq, a predicted model, not a curated record
GAAAAAAACAAAGAAAACCCUCAUAUCAUAAUACUUUUUCGUCCUCUUUUCUCUCAUUCAGUCCCUCAAUUCAUAGCAAAAAUGGUGAAAGUUACUCGACGCAAACAAAAUAAGCAGCCUAACAAGAAGAAGGAAAUAUCAAUACGAAGGAGGAAGAAAUGUAGCAGAAUCGUCAUAAAGGACGAGAAUGAGAAUGAGAAUGAUAAUAGAAGUGAUGAAUUUGAUAAGCUACCUAUUGAUGUGUUAACUUGUAUUUUUCUAAAAUGCGGGUUGAAAACACUGUCCAUCUCAAGGUGCGUAUCCAAGUCAUGGAAUGAUUGUAUCAUUAGUCCCCUGUUUGUAUUUUCUCGUCGAAAACAAGAGGGAAAUGCCCCUGAAUUUCUCUUUGUGGAAACAUCACGUUAUUUGCCACGGUCAUCUAAGUCGAAACUACAAUUUGUUUCACUUGACAUGGAUGGAAGAAAUGAGGAUUUGUACACAAUCCUCAACUAUCCUGAUACACAAAUCCAUUGUAACGGCUGGACUGUUAGCGCUGGUUUGGUUUGCCUUUCAACAGCUUGUCGUAUUUAUCUCUGUAAUCCGGCCAUCCAUCAACUACGGGAAUUGCCCAACUCUUCACCUUCUGCUACCCCCGGAUAUGAACAUUUUGGUUUUGGAUAUCUUCCCUCGAAAAAGGAAUACAAGGUGUUGCAUUUUUUCUAUUUGGGUCCCCCCCGUGGUCUUGCUUUAGAGAUUGACGUUGCCCUGAUAAGAUGUGAAGUUUUCACCCUAAGUAGUAGUGGCGGCAUUUCUAAUGGUAGAUGGAAAGAAAUCGCGGAGCAACCUCCAUAUCAUCCUAUUUUUCGCGGGGUGUUAGUUAAUGAAUGUUUGUAUUGGUUGGGAAAGGAUAAAAUAGUGUACGUUGGCCAACCUCGAAUUAUGUCAUUUGACUUUGAAAACGAAAAGUUUAUAUCUCUAGGUUUCCCAUCAGCUUCUAUGAACUGUCAUGGCUUGAAUUUGAUGGAUUUGAAAGGGAGCCUUUGUGUGGCAGACCGUGUUAACUUCCGCAAGAGUUCGAUUCUAGACUUGUGGAUACUGAAAGAUAAGGUACGUUGCGUUUGGGCGAAGGAGUACAGUAUCGAUUUUGGGGUAAGGUUCGAUCCCAUGACAUUAGAUUGUUUUCACAGCACAUGGAAUGAAGAAAUAGUAUUCCGUCAAGAAGUCGGGGCGAUGAUGAUCAUCUUCUUCUAUGACAUCAAAAGAAAAACCUUUAGACAAGUCCAAAGACACAGGGCAGCACCAAUUUCUAUAUACUGGAAAACUUGCUUCUCUUUAGAUGCUUAAGUUGCUUUCUAAGUAGAAUUUAUUAUUUUUCUUUUGAUUCAUGUCAACAUUAUUUCAAUUACAUUACAUCAUUACUCUACUAUUAUUUGUAAUAAGAGAUUUUCAUUAAGGUCAAAAAGAACAAAGUUAUGAG